Molecule: messenger RNA, 1571 nt
Organism: Caenorhabditis auriculariae
Lineage: Eukaryota; Metazoa; Nematoda; Chromadorea; Rhabditida; Rhabditidae
Source: the annotation of a GenBank genome assembly
AUGCCAGCGCCUAUAUCCGUUGGUGCAAAUGUGACCACAACUGCAGCUGCGAUCACAAAGUGAGUUUCCGUCAAAAAUUCUUUUAAAUAAAAAGUAAUGAUUCUAUAGCCCAGAAAGGAAGAUAUUUAAUUACGCUACUCGAUUCGGAAUCGAAGAAGGAGUUAAUAUUUAUCUCUAGAGUAACCUGUAAACUUUUAUCUGAUAUCAGAACUUUUUGUUGUCGUUCAAUUUUAAUUCAUUAUGAUUUUGAAGAGCGGCUUCUACAACGAUGGCUUCUGUUGCCAACAAAAUUUUAACAACGGUAUGAAUUAUACUUUUCAAAAAUUUCAACUUACUUUUUCCAGUUGAGCUCUAAUGACACAGAAACGACCACGUCAACAACUUUGACGCCUUCAACGAGUUCAACGACGACCACCACCUCGUUGCCUCAUACGACUACAGGUAGUAAAAGUUCGAAUUUCAAUAGAAAAAGACUUGAUUUCAGUGGAUUCUCCGGAUCCGGAGAGCGUGGCGCUCGGAGUAGUUUUCAUCUCUCUGAUCAUAUUCGUUGUCGCGGCUGCGCUCGUCGCCAAAAUUGUCUUCAGCCACAAGAAAAAGUGAGUUGAGUAGAACUUUUAUAAAAGGGAAUAUUAGAAAAAUUAAAAAAAGGAGGUCUAGAGUUUUCAAAAGAAUUGGCCCAAAUUCUAUCAAUGAUUCGUUUUUUCAGUAAAUCAUGUUUCAUUCAAGUUCUUUCGGGUAAUAUUAAUUUGAAAGAUGUGUUUUUUUGAAAGAUUGCUAAACCAUUUUUGAUUUGAAUUUUUUUGAAUUUUGAAUACUUUUUUUAUGAAGUCUUUUUCAGUACAAUAUCGAUAAGAGUGGGUUGUCAGUUUUCUCCUUUCUCGAGAAAAAUACCUGAUAAAAAAAUUAUUAUAUUUAAAAAAACAGAACUUUAUCCAUGUAAAAUGACUAACUUUCACACUACAACGCUUUCAAGAUUUUUUAAAAAGGGUUUGCCGCCAUCACCAUUGGUUUUUUUUUGGCAAAUUACGUAUUCGGAAAAAAGAAAAUAACAAAUCCGUUUUCAAUUGAAGAAGAGCGGAACUGAUCGGCGGAAGUGCUCGCUGGAGACUUUCUGCUUCUCGUCAGAGCGCGGCAAGUGCGUCUGCUGCGUCGAACCAGACGACGGCCUCGUACCUCCCGAUGGGCGCCCGCAACGGAUCCGCAGACGCCGCCCACGCCCAGCCGCUGACCAACGGUCUGGACAAUCCUGGACCAGAUCGUCUCGACUGGGAGCGACAGUUCUUCGACGACACCGAGGCCACCGUUUGUUUUCCCUUCCUUCAUUCGAACCAUAUUUCAAAUUAUGGCUAAAAAGGCUUUCAUUCAGAUAAACGUCGAAAUUUGAACAUUGAAAGCUUGGUAUGUAGUUGGAGUGUUGUUGAAUGGUCGUCUUGUGAAUAUUUUUCUAUUCUGGAUUUUUCAAUGUAAUAGUUUUGAAAUCAUUUUCAAAAUUUCGAACGUAAAAAGAGUUAAGAAUCGAAGUUAUGGUUUUGCAGGUUGCACCAGCUCGCCGAAACCUCUAUGACUACUAG